AUUGGUAAUUGCGUAACACCAUUUCCAAGGGAAUAAAAUCCAUCGUUGUAAAAUUGGGUUGGUAUUAGCAAGUGAAUCGUUAUCAAGAGAAGACGUAGUUUAAUCUUGUGCUUACGAGAAGUAUAAAACCUAAAGGAAAAUCCAAAAUGCCACGACGUGGACGAGCAUCGGGUCCUCCACCGAGGACUGUAAGGCCAUCAUCGCCAUCAAGAUUCUCAGCACCGCCAACAAAAGCUGCAGCACCCCCAGCACAUGCACCAGCCUCAACACCAAUGGUUGCUCAACCAGCAGCCCAACAGCCAUCUCUUAUGGGACAAAUGGCUGCGACUGCUGGUGGAGUAGCCAUUGGCUCCGCUGUUGGACACACCAUCGGUCAUGCAGUCACUGGAAUGUUCAGCGGUGGCUCUAGUGAAUCAGCAGUUGCACCAGCUGCAGCUCCUGUUCAAGCUCAGAGCUCACCAAUGCCUUCACCAGCAGGCGGUGCUUGUUCCUGGGAAGUUAAACAAUUCUUAGAAUGCGCUUCAAAUCAAUCUGAUCUUUCUCUUUGCGAGGGCUUCAAUGAAGCUCUUCGUCAAUGCAAAUCAGCUAACAAUAUGAUCUAAUCUGGAUCUAAAUUAUAUAUCGGCAGUAUGAAUAUAAUAAUAAUUAUUUAGAAAUAUUAUUUAGAAGAAAUUUUUUCAUAUUCUGUUUUAUCGAUCAUUGGAAAUAUAAUUCAAUAUUAUAUAAAAUAUUUGUGUAAUUUGCCUAUACGUUUUAUCUGUUAUUUAUGGAAUAAAACAAAAUUAGUGUUACAUAGUAUAUUUAUAGUCACAAAUUAGAAACGAAUUAUAAAGAAAUAAAAUAAGUUCUGUCAUAAUAUGUUUUUUUUUUAAAUGUCUUUUACGAUAUAUAACUUUUAAGUUUCCAUGUACAUGUAUGACUAUUGUCAAUAAAUAAAACAUCCUAAUAGAGCCGA
Messenger RNA from Polistes canadensis, 955 nucleotides. RefSeq names its product coiled-coil-helix-coiled-coil-helix domain-containing protein 10, mitochondrial (gene Chchd2). NCBI's taxonomy places the organism in Eukaryota, Metazoa, Arthropoda, Insecta, Hymenoptera, Vespidae. The coding region runs from base 147 to 602 and encodes 151 amino acids. The record is from RefSeq and is a predicted model, not a curated record. Gene Ontology annotation, biological process: mitochondrion organization. Gene Ontology annotation, cellular component: mitochondrion; nucleus. The transcript is spliced from 3 exons.